Lizanozyma spartinae is the source of this 1476-nucleotide messenger RNA. RefSeq lists its product as uncharacterized. Lineage: Eukaryota; Fungi; Ascomycota; Pichiomycetes; Serinales; Debaryomycetaceae. Bases 1 to 1476 code for a protein of 491 amino acids. Gene Ontology annotation, biological process: protein polyubiquitination. Gene Ontology annotation, molecular function: ubiquitin protein ligase activity; metal ion binding. The transcript has a single exon. The record is from RefSeq and is a predicted model, not a curated record.
AUGAAUGUGCUACAACACCCUUAUCCCAAAGGGAACUCUCCUAAGAGAAACUCCUCGGCCACCAACCCCAUGUCGUUUGAUUUGACGGCGCUCGAGUCGCUGUUGCCUGCUGGUAAUGGUACCCCCACGAGGCAUAGCAAACGGAAUAACCACAGCCAUAACCACAAUGGGUCUGCCGGUAAUGGGUCUAAUUCCAAUAAGAACUUGAGUCAUGUUCCCUGCAAGUUCUACAAACAAGGGAUUUGCCAAGCGGGUAAUUCGUGUCCCUUCUCCCACAAUCUUGAUGGGACCUUGGCAGCUGAUAAGUUACCGUGCAAGUACUUUCAGAAGGGUAAUUGUAAGUUUGGUUUGAAGUGUGCGUUGGCCCAUUUUCUACCUGAUGGAACAAAGGUUAACUCUCGGAACUUGAUUUCACUUUCUCCUCCAAAGAGUGAACUGAACCACAGUACUACGACUGCUGCUAAUAACAAUAACAAUAAUAACAAUAUUAAUAAUAGUAUUAGCAAUAAUAAUUCAUUGGGUCCAAGUCCUGGGCCUGUUGCUGGCGGUGCCACUAUAGUUUUCGAUGGAAGCAGUAGCCAUAUUUCCAAUGGGGUUGAGUCUGUUGUUGGUGCCGGUGCUUCUGCUGCUCUAAGUUCGUCAACUCCAACUCCAUCUUCUACUCCAAACUCAGCUUCAGCGGUCGCCAAACAUUCGUGCGUUGCGUCGUAUGUUUCUCCAUUCACACGUCGUUCUUCUUCGAACCUUAAUGCUUAUGAUGCAGACUAUUAUUUUAAGGAAAGAGACUACACUUUCCAGUCUAAUAAUAAUGUACUUAGCAAAGGUAACUUCCAUGACUCAAAUCAACAUCCCAUCAACACCAACGCUCAAUAUACCCAGAACUCGGUCUUUAGCCACCUGACAUCCAUAGGAGUCCAACUGACGGGGUUCCAACUGUCUUCUACACAAUUACCAAGUCCAACGCUUAUAAGGUCUUAUUCCACCAGCAAUGCUACACCACCUACCAAUUAUUCCAGUUCAUCGAUUAAUAAUAUGUCGUCUUUCCCCAUGGCUACAUCCACCUCGUCACAAUCGUCAUUCCAUUCUCCAAAUUAUAUCAAUAAUACCUCCUACAAGUCUUUUAACAACGUAUUUGAACAAAGACUUGGGCUUACUUCUUAUGGAGGAGGCUCCUCAUCUCAACCUUCUUCCUUCCAAGAAACAUCACCGACGUACGGUUCGUAUUCUUUGUACCUCCCACAAAUUAAUGGGGGUAUCUGUGACUCACCAGUGGACGGGGAAUCGGAGUCUGCCAUCUACGAAGAAGAUAUGCUUCCCAGUUCGCUUGGGAACUUGAUCUUAAGUCCGAAGGAACAACAACGAAGAGAUUCAAGAAGCCAAAGUGGCACACUUUUCUCCAGACCCAAUCUUGAAUCGUUAAAGGAAGAAUAUGAAAAGACUGGGCACCCUGAUAACGAUGUGUUUCACAUGGACUGA